Molecule: messenger RNA, 548 nt
Organism: Physella acuta
Lineage: Eukaryota; Metazoa; Mollusca; Gastropoda; Physidae
Source: RefSeq, a predicted model, not a curated record
AUGAGGCUAUGAAAAGUAAAUUGCAACUUUUAGAGGCAAAUGAGAUAAAACGGAAACAAGCGGAGGAAAAAAUAAAUCUGUUGGAACAAUUAAAAACUGCUGCCGAAGAGGAAAAAAAUGUUCUCCGUCAAGUGAUGCUUGAAAAUGAAAAGUAUGCCAAGGAUCGCGAGCAACGAAGAUUGGAGGAACACAAUAAACAAUUCAAAGAACUGAAAGAAGAGAGUGAUAAAAAGAUGAACGAAAACAUGGAAAACUUGCGAAAAGAUCACACUCAGCAAAUACAGACCCUGCUCAAGUCCUUAUCAGAUUUGCAAGCCAAGAAAGAACAGGAAUUAUUGAACCAAAUUAGCAGCUUGACAGCUCAACUUGAUGGGACUACCGUAAACGAUCCAAACGAAUUUUGAACAACUGUUGUGCAAGAAACAGGACGAACAGAUACAUUAGCUUGAAGCUAGACAGACAAGGAAAACUGAUUGAUUUUAUCAGAGCUUAUUGCGAUCAUUACGGGAAGGACGUAAACAAGCUGAGGUUUCCAUUUAAUGGCAGAC